AUGUGCCCAGAGAUGAGUGUUAUGGAUUUGAGACUGAAGUUGUUGAUUGGAGACUUGACAUUCCUAGAGAUCAAAUUUAUUUCUACUAAUCUACAACCUCCAAAGAGUGACACACACACCGCAGAGGCAGUGACAUGUAAUGCCACGGAGCUCAUGCCAUGCCUGGAGGCGAUCACAUCGUCGACACCUCCAUCAGAGACUUGUUGCAGCAAGCUGAGGGAGCAGACGCCAUGCCUGUGUGGUUACCUCGAGGACCCAACUCUUAAACCAUUGGCUAACAAUCCCAAUACUGCAAAGGUUGCUAGCACUUGUGGAGUUGCAUAUUCCCAGUGUUAA
This is a messenger RNA of Durio zibethinus, 336 nucleotides long. Lineage: Eukaryota; Viridiplantae; Streptophyta; Magnoliopsida; Malvales; Malvaceae. The record is from RefSeq and is a predicted model, not a curated record.